This is a messenger RNA of Gopherus flavomarginatus (Mexican gopher tortoise), 1470 nucleotides long. RefSeq names its product cAMP responsive element binding protein 3 like 3 (gene CREB3L3). Gene Ontology annotation, biological process: regulation of transcription by RNA polymerase II. The transcript is spliced from 9 exons. The record is from RefSeq and is a predicted model, not a curated record. Gene Ontology annotation, molecular function: DNA-binding transcription factor activity, RNA polymerase II-specific; RNA polymerase II cis-regulatory region sequence-specific DNA binding. Bases 1 to 1365 code for a protein of 454 amino acids. Gene Ontology annotation, cellular component: nucleus. Lineage: Eukaryota; Metazoa; Chordata; Testudines; Testudinidae.
AUGGCCUCCAGCUGCCAAAUGGGCAGCAUCGACAGCCUGGAGCUGCUGGACCUGCUCUUUGACCGACAGGACGGGAUCCUCCGGAACGUGGAGUUUGGGGGCCACACGGCUGGCUGGCCUGGGUCAGAGCAGAGUCAGCUGCCCGGUGCCCAGGAGAACGAGGAUUUCCUCAGCUCCAUCCUGGGCUCAGGGGACUCUGGGUCUGACUCCCCGAUCUGGUCCCCUGCAGCCAGCGACAGUGGCAUCUCCGAGGACCCGAACUCAGACCAGCUCGACAGCCCCCAGCACUACGUGCCCACAGGCAGCCCAGGGCCCGGUGAGCCGGCGUACCCCUACCAGGAGGCCUCCCAGGCCCAGCCCGCUCCCAGCCUGCCUCGGGCUGACCUGCGGGAGGCUGAAGUCUCCAUAGACCUUGACAUGUGGAAUCCUGGUUUUUUCUCAGAGAAGAGUCACGACCUGCCUGCUCCCGCUCAGAUCGCCGCUUCCUGCACCCUGACAGUGAAGGACCUGCUGCUGUCCAGCAGCUGUGAGAUGCAGCAGCAGCAGCUGAUGACCCCAGCGCUGCUGAGACAAAGUCAUGGGCACUGCCAGGAACUGGUGCUGACAGAGGACGAGAAGAAGCUGCUGGCCAAGGAGGGGGUCACGCUGCCCACCCAGCUGCCCCUCACCAAGUACGAGGAGCGGGUGCUGAAGAAGAUCCGUAGGAAGAUCCGCAAUAAGCAGUCGGCUCAGGAAAGCCGGAAGAAGAAGAAGGAAUAUAUCGACGGCCUGGAGAGCCGGAUGUCGGCCUGCACGGCGCAGAACCAAGAACUGCAAAGAAAAGUGCUGCACCUGGAGAAGCAGAAUUCGUCCCUCCUGGAGCAACUGAGGAAACUCCAGACCCUCGUGGUGCAGUCGACUAACAAAGCUGCCCAGACGGGGACCUGCAUCGCAGUGCUGCUGCUCUCCUUUGCCCUGAUCGUCUUCCCCUCCAUCAGCCCCUUCACCCCCAAUCAAGCGGAGCAGGAAGGUGACUUUGGGCCGGUGAGAGUGUUCUCCAGGUCUCUCCAUAACGAUGCCUCCUCCCGGGUGGUCUAUGCCCUGAGGAAGGAUGCCGCCGAGAGCCCCCAGGAGCCGGAGAAUCCCGUGUGGACGGAGUACGCCGGCGAGGCCCAGAGCGUCCUCCGCAAAUUCCUCAGCAGCCACGUGCUCGCCAGCAGGCCCCAGGCAGAGGCUCCACAGGCCAACGGGACGGGGGCCCUGCCGCAGGACGGACACUCGGACUUGGAGGGGCUGAGUCACGACGGCCCCGUCGCGGCCUCGCUGGCCUGGACAGAGCCCAGCCAGCCCAGCCAGGUGCAGCUGGAGCCGGCCGAGGAGCUGUGAACGCCCCCGGCCGUCUCCCCCAAGCCCGGCCAGCGACGACAUGAGCAGGAGGGCUGGGCACCGCUGGCCAGGACCCCAGCCGGGGCAGGGGGGCACCGACGGGAG